AUAUGCGAAAUCCCUUAAUUAAUUUAAGAAGAAAAUGUGCGGGCUUCGUGAUGAGUUUUAAUAAGGGAAGAUGUGGUUUAAAAUUGGUUUACUGCUCAUCUUGGUUACCGAAGAGGUACGCGGAUAUAUAGAGUAUGUGGAAACAAGCGGCUGCGAGUCAUGUGUUCUGCGAUUAACCUGCAGGCACUUGAAUUCAAUUAUUAGCGUGCUGGAAGCCAAUUUUGAAGUGAUAGAAAGCUAUAUUAACGAAACGUUGCCAACCCCUUUUCCACCAAUGCAUCCACGCAUUGCCUUAAAUCAAAGGUGUUCCGGUGUAAAUCACUGCAGCUUUAUACUCACAAAAGACUGUCCAGGUGCUGAUAAAUGGGGCCUCGGAAAUUUAACAGUAAAUUAUGCCUGUAUAUCAGAAGACCGUCUCACGAAGUACUGCAAUAAGGAGAUUUUAUUGGCCUCUCCGGAGACGUUCGGCAUCUCGCGCGGAUUUAUUCAUAAUCCAGGUUAUCCGAGAUUCUAUCUGGGGAAACAGAAAUGCCGAUGGACGAUACAUGCGCCGCCUUUACAACGCGUCAAAGUCACAAUUUACGACAUAUCACUGGUAGCCGAUCCGAAUUUGAGCAAGUGUUCAGAUAUUGUCGAAGUUAGUGAUAGGGGUCAGAUUUUAUAUUCAACUUGCGAACAACACGAGCCGCCUCUCGAAAUAACGUCAUUAGACGAUACGUUAGAUGUAACCCUUAUACCUUCGCCUAAAGAGAAUCUCUUGCCGAGGCGCGGAAUUAUGUUUUAUUAUACCGCCGUUGGAUGUUCCACUCCAAUCGCGCCCAAAGAUGGAUAUUUAGUUUAUAGGAAUGAUACAGUUGCAGAGUACAGUUGCUGCGUUGGUUACGCUUUUCCUGAUACCAGAAUACGGAGUCGAAUUAUAAAAUGUUUGGGGUAUAGGUGGAACACGACGGUGCCUCUGCCUGAUUGCAAAUGUAAUGCUACACUAUCCAUUAACGAGACAAUUACUACCUCGCCUAACAAUACAAAUAAAGUAGGAAUCAUGACUGUAUCAAAUGAUAUCGAAGAAAUUGUGAUACCCUCAAUUGUGAUCGUGGCUUUAUUCCUUAUUAACGCCGUCGUCUUGUUCGUCAUUUAUAGGUAUAAAAAGAGGGACGAAUCGGUUUCCAGACAAAAUGGUCAGGGGCGAGACAACGGGUACGGAACAGUGGGGACAUAAUGGCGGGAACUAAAGGCCACUAACCAUGGCUAAUGAAUGAUGUCAAAUUCACCUCAAUCCAGAUUCGAACACCUGACCCCCGGCUAUGUAGCCCAACGUAUCUACACUGAACCACACAGACGGAUCUGUCUAACGUCCGAAAAAAAUUCCGCCCUUAAUAAAUCAGGGCCAGAAACAAAUACUUAAUACUUCAGCUAAAGGGUGAUAUGUACAAAAUCUUCAAAAUGGUAAGUCACUCAAGUUUACGGUACCACUAUACUCUGUAUUCAGUUGUUUUUCUUUUUGUUGGCAUUAACCCUACACCUUAGGGCUUUUGAGUUUUCAUUGUCCUAUUAAUUUCAAUUGCUUUAUUGCUAAAAUGUGUUCAGAUAUCUCAAAAAUUAAGAAAUUUAGAUGUUGAGCACAUAAUUUCAAAUUUGUUAUAAAAACAACACUUAAAAUAGUGAGUCAGUAAUGUAGUGUGAGAUCAUGGUCUGCUCACUGUGCAGUCAAUUAUUGUUGCGUGUAUUUCUUAUGAACAUGUUUUGAUCGUAAGCUAACCGAUAUGUGAAUCGGCAUUAACUCCACCUUCAGUUUUAAAAUACCUUAUCCCCUCCGAAAAUGCACACCAAAUCUAACUAUAAACAAAGAGUACCCAUAAUAAGAGAUACAGCGCAAUGGUAUAAACGUGUGUUGGCUAUAAGAACUCGCCCGCUAGGAUUCCAAAAGCGGGCCCUCGCGUAGAGGUGACCAGAACUAACCGCCUCUUUAAAUAUUGGCGCGUAUUGAAUUAAUUUUGUAUAGAUGCCUACAUACGCUGAGUUGUUUAAUCAUUAACAAUCAAUCAUUACAAUGCAAUAAUCCUUAUGUCCUGAGAAAAAAAACAUCAGUCUAAUCCAAUAAUCAG
Molecule: messenger RNA, 2102 nt
Organism: Photinus pyralis (common eastern firefly)
Lineage: Eukaryota; Metazoa; Arthropoda; Insecta; Coleoptera; Lampyridae
Product: seizure 6-like protein
Exons: 9
Coding region: 71-1216 (381 amino acids)
Source: RefSeq, a predicted model, not a curated record